CAUGAAAGAACAUGGGUUGCCACUAAAUGCUACAGUUUUUACUUUGACAAAUUAUGUUACACCUUUGCCUUUAUAUAAGAGCAACAUAAUUCUAACCUUCUUCAUAAACCAAAACCAAAAGAAAAAAAUUAAAAAUGUCUACUAACAUAUUAUUUGUUUCUAUCUUUGUUCUUCAACUACUCUCAAUGUCAUCUUAUGCUUAUGAAAGUAUAACAUAUAGUUAUAGUCCCUCACCUUAUCAUGGUUCUCCAUACAUAUCCCCAGCCCAACCGACGAGCGACAUUGAUCUUUACUUGAAGGUUCAAAAUGAUGCUCGAAAUGUUGUUGGGGUGCCGCCGUUGUCAUGGGACAAUCGAUUGGCUGCCUACGCUCAAUGGUGGGCUAACCAAAGGCGGUAUGAUUGUGCCCUACAACACUCUAGAGGUCCUUAUGGGGAGAACAUAUUUUGGGGGAGUGGUGGUAGUGAUUGGUCACCCGCCUUUGCAGCCCAAUAUUGGGUUGAUGAGAAAAAGUGGUAUGACUAUAACACUAAUUCUUGUGCUUAUGGCAAGGAUUGUGGACAUUAUACCCAAAUUGUUUGGAAGAGUUCUACGAGAGUUGGUUGUGCUAAAGUCGUUUGUUAUAAUGGUCGUGGUGUUUUUAUUACUUGCAACUAUGAUCCACCCGGGAACUAUAUUGGCUCAAGGCCCUACUAAGUACUCAAGUAGAGCCCAAAUAACUUACCCAAUUUCAAUGAUAAAGCCUAGUACGUUGGCCUGGUCCUAUCUAUUGUGUAAUAACCUAGUAUUACUAAAAGCUAAUUAAGAACCACAAGAUGUGGUUAGUGCUUGAUUAUAAACUUUGAUUAAAAUUU
Chenopodium quinoa (quinoa) is the source of this 853-nucleotide messenger RNA. Its product is annotated as pathogenesis-related protein 1-like. The transcript has a single exon. Gene Ontology annotation, cellular component: extracellular region. NCBI's taxonomy places the organism in Eukaryota, Viridiplantae, Streptophyta, Magnoliopsida, Caryophyllales, Amaranthaceae. The coding region runs from base 135 to 695 and encodes 186 amino acids. The record is from RefSeq and is a predicted model, not a curated record.